Ornithodoros turicata is the source of this 1644-nucleotide messenger RNA. RefSeq lists its product as uncharacterized. Lineage: Eukaryota; Metazoa; Arthropoda; Arachnida; Ixodida; Argasidae. The record is from RefSeq and is a predicted model, not a curated record. The coding region runs from base 1 to 1644 and encodes 547 amino acids. The transcript is spliced from 3 exons.
AUGGAGAAACUUCUGGAACGCAUGGAACGCUACCUCGUCAAGAACACCAAUGGGAGCGCAGCGCAGGCGAUUGUCUCCGAGCUCGUCUGCUUCGAGUUCGUAACGGAAAGUGAAAAGUGCUCUGUGUCAUACUACCGGUUCCCGAACGAUGAGAAUCGGAGGAGUAUCUGGAUGAAUGCAGUCGCAUCGGAUAAAGAAGAUGCGUCAUUUGAGGUUAAGAAAUCUACGUUUGUGUGGUCUAAACAUUUUUUGCCAUGCGACUUCCUCUCAAAUGUCGCAAACGGAUUCCUUCGUCUCAAAGAAAGUGCCGUGCCUUCUGUAUUCAACUACACAGCGCAUGCCGUCCCUAUUCCAGCGGCAGUUGCAACAAUACAGGAUAGCAACGGCGAUUGCAGCAAUGCUUCAAAUGUUGAGGAUGGUGAUGUACAGGUGUGCAGUACCACAAACAGUCCCGGACGGGAAGCACUUUUCGAAGAACCGGAACAGAUGGAAUCCGAAGAAUCUAGAAAUCAGAACUGCAGCUGCAACAAAGGUAGCAUUGUGGACUCGCUAACGAGAGAGCUUGCAGACAAAGACGCAGAAAUUCAAAAUUUACGACGUGAGUUGUUUCUGGCGAAGGAACACGCUCGGCGGACACUUGAGGAGAAGCAGAAGCUCGAGUUAGAACUCAUGAAGCUGGAGAAAGAACACGAUGGCUGCCCCAAAAGAUACGACGUAGAUUCGCUCUGCACCUCAGAUGAAAAGACUAAGUUUUACACUGGACUGCCAAGCUUAGAUAUAUUUGAUGCACUGCAUGAGUUUCUCGACCCAGGAGAAAAUGGCUGCAACAUCUUGAGGCAGAAAAAGCAAGGGCAGACACCACCACAGGUAGCAUGUGGUAGGAUGAGAAAACUCUCAACAAGGAGUGAGCUAUUUCUAGUUCUGGUUAGGCUACGCCUGGGGCUGUUCGAGCAGGAUCUUGCAGAGCGCUUUGGAAUCUCCCAGUCGACAGUGUCUCGCAUCUGCACAUCGUGGUUAAACUUCAUGUAUGUGAAGCUAGGAAAGUUGCCACUCUGGCAGUCUCGCUCUGUGGUGGACCAAACGCUGCCCAAGGUCUUUCUGGAGAAGUAUCCAACCACAAGGGUCAUUCUCGACGCGACCGAGAUUCGGAGUGAAGUAGCAAGUUCAUUAGGUCUCCAGUCGAGCACCUAUUCAACGUAUAAAAGUGCAAACACUUUCAAAGGACUUGUUGGAAUAACACCAAAUGGGCUUGUGAGCUUUGUGUCGGAACGUUUUACAGGGUGCACGUCUGACAGAGAGUGUGUCAUAAGGAGUGGAUUCCUUGAUCUGCCCUUCGAAGAUGGCGACUCUGUCAAUGCAGAUAAGGGUUUUACAAUUGCUGAUAUUCUACAGAGAAAGAAUGUGCACUUAAACAUUCCCCCGUUUCUUCGUAAUGAAGAAUUCUCUGCAGCGCAAGUGCAUGAGACGAAAGAUAUAGCUUCCUUGCGUAUCCAUGUUGAACGACGAAUCCAGCGCAUAAAGACAUUCCAUAUUUUCGACAGAGUUGUGCCACUAAGCCUUGGGCCUGUGUUGAACCAAAUGUGGACAGUUGCUGUUAUUUUGACUAACUUUCAGGGUCCUUUACUCAGUGAAGACAGCAACUAA